Molecule: messenger RNA, 2864 nt
Organism: Rhododendron vialii
Lineage: Eukaryota; Viridiplantae; Streptophyta; Magnoliopsida; Ericales; Ericaceae
Product: la-related protein 1C
Exons: 6
Coding region: 474-2123 (549 amino acids)
Molecular function (GO): RNA binding
Source: RefSeq, a predicted model, not a curated record
ACUUGUCAAUACGUGGGCUCCCGCAACCCAAAACCAAAGCGGAGAAGGAAAGAAUAGUAGAGAGAGAAAGAGAGGAGAGAGAGGCGACUGGGAAAAAAAAAGGACAAAGAGAGAGAGAGAGGAGAAGAAGAAGAAGAAGGGUAGGAGAGAGAAAGCUCGUUGUAGCUCAGCCUCGUCGUCUCGAGCGCGAUCGGAUUCUCUCAGUGAUCCAUCCGUCGACCAAUCUUUGUAACUCACUAUCUCCGCAUUCUCCACUCAUCGAUAGAAACCCUAGAAAUUCCUUCCUUGCUUCUGAUCACUCCCCACACCAUUCUCUCUCCUCACCUAAAUUUUGAUCCUUCUAUUUGUUAAUUCGUCUAUCUAUCGGCGUCUCAACCAUAAGCAUUCAAACCUUUUCGAGCCCUGAAUCAAAAAAAAAACAAACUAUCUAAUCAAAAAAUUCCAAAUUUUCAACUCUGAAAACCCUAACUCCCAUGGCAACAGCUUCCAAUCACUCUCCCGACCCCGCCGCCAACAGCCCUCGAUCGAAGCGAGCCACCGCGCCACCGCGUGGCGCUGCUGCUCCGCCGUGGUCGCAGCUCGUUCGUGGCGCCGAGUCCGAACCGCUCGACGCCCCUUCCUCGCCGUCUGCCGGUCGGGGGCCAAUCGGUAAUUCUUCUCCUGAUCGGGGACCAAUCAGCAAUUCAUCGUCGCCAGAUCAUUACGCGGGCGAGGCUGCUCAGGCGGAUUACUCCGACAGUAAUGCGGGCAAGAAGCAGGUCUGGAACAAGCCUUCAAACGGUGCCGUGGAGGCUGUUGGUGGAGCAGUGAUGGGGGCAGUUUCGUGGCCGGCUCUCUCUGAGUCUACUAGGGCUUCUCUUAAAUCAGCUUCGUCUGAUUCGUUGAAACCACCUCUCUCCGAUCCGGCUUCGGUCUCUGCUUCGCAGGGGGCUGGAAUUGCAUCUUCUUCCACACAGAAAUUGGUCAUCACAAAUAAUGCAAACCCUACUGUAACGCCGAACCAUGUAAUGCCACCCACACGGCAGAAGUCCAUGAAGAAAGUUGGUGGGAGUUCAAGUGGAAAUCCAAAUGCUAACGGUGGCUUCCCUCAACUGUCGCCACCAUCGGGUCCAAUAGUUGAAAUGCCUUCUACUAAUACUGGAAGAUCGGGGUUAGCUGUUCCGGAGUCAUCUCCGAGAGACCAUACAAACAAGGAAAGUGGACAAAGGGGAGGAUUUGGGUCACAAUCCCAUGGUGGUAAUGACCACCCACAGCAACGCAAUUCAUUUAGGAGGGGCAAUGGCGGUGGACCCUAUCCUCGUGGUGAUGGUUCUUAUCAACAAAACUACAGGGGCCGGAGGGACCAGGAUGGUGGAAAUCAUGAGUGGAGUUCUCCUCGUAGUUUUAGUGGCAGAGAUGCUCACAUGCAUCCGCAAAGAGUUGUUCCUAGGGGCUUCAUUCGUCCUUCACCGCACAAUCCUACCCCCUUCAUUCCCCCUCCUCCUCCGGUGCCCGUGCAACCGUUUGGCAACCCUAUUAUUUACCCUGAAAUGCCUUCUCCGAUGAUUUAUGUUCAUCCAGACUCCUUUAGGGGUAUGCCUGUUGUUGCACAAAUGCCGCCUCAUCCCAUGUUUUUUAUACCGGAUCAGUUGCGUCUGAAGAUAAUGAGUCAGAUAGAUUACUAUUUCAGUAAUGAAAAUUUAAUUAGAGAUACGUACUUGCGGCGGAACAUGGAUGAACAGGGCUGGGUUCCCAUUAAUUUAAUAGCAGGCUUCGCCAAAGUUAAGCUUCUGACAGACAGUAUCCCGCUUAUAUUGGAUGCUUUGCGCUAUUCAAAUAUUGUGGAAGUGAAGGAUGAGAAAGUACGAAAGCGUGAUGAUUGGUGGAGAUGGAUCAUGCCUUCUGCUCAGUUUCCGCAUGUCUCGAGUCCUCAAUCACUAGGAAGGUCAAGUCAUGAUAUACUUGCAGCGAACAUCCAGAGUAUGUCGCUAGAUGAGAACAUGAACAAACAAGGUCAGGAGGAGGGAUUUCUAAGUAGAUCAUCAUCCGGGGAAUUGAAUAGCCAGUCUCAACGAUCCAGUGGUGAGGGGAUAGGCCAAGCUGCUUUUCAAGCUGGCGAGCCGUCUUAUUUCAGCAAGAAGUAAAUGAGUAUUGAGCUUUUGAAAAUUCUUCGGAGGGAUGGAAGGAGGGAAGGAAGCGCUCAACGACAGUGAAUAUUUUGAAUAAUACUUCUGGAGAUUAGGGGUCUUGGUCUAGUUCUGGUGUCACUCAUGGGGCAAAUAGACAAACAAAAUUACGAACCGGAAAUAAAAUCGGGAAAACUUUAAAAAAAAAAUAAGAGUACUACCUAUAAGAAGUUAAAAAAAAGGGCUCUCAUGGCGAAGGCUAGUAGCGAGACAUUCUUGGGAUGUAUGUAUGAUUUUGGAGGGAUCAUUGCUGUCUUCUAUUUUUCAUGGUAAAUCGUUGUGACUUGGUUAUUUCCUUGUGGGGAAUUUUGAUUCUACUUCCCCGUGCCUGCCCCUCAGCUGUUAUUUUUUCAUGAAUGUCUUUGGGGUCGGAUUACCUCUCAUUCUCAGGAGGUAAAAUGGAGUAUGGCGCAGAUGGGAGAUGGAAGAAAUGUCUUUGGUGGAUGAUGCUGUUGAUACUGUUACUAUGCGGUUGUUCUGUGCCUCAUUAUCUAUUGUGUUUACUGCUUUAUAAAUGAAAUGACAUUCCUAUGUGUAUACCAUUUUAAUGGCCAUUAUCAAGACUACUGCAUAAAUUGCCAUCGAUCGGAAAACUGUUUUGGCCUAUAUUCUGUAAGGAAGAGAUAUCCUUGACUCUGUUUUUGCCUUCUGCAUUGAAACUUUGUAGAUGUUAUAUAGUAUAUUUUCGGUGUUUGGAUA